This is a messenger RNA of Kogia breviceps (pygmy sperm whale), 5695 nucleotides long. It is a transcript of the gene RLIM, whose product is annotated as ring finger protein, LIM domain interacting. Gene Ontology annotation, cellular component: nucleoplasm; cytoplasm. NCBI's taxonomy places the organism in Eukaryota, Metazoa, Chordata, Mammalia, Artiodactyla, Physeteridae. Gene Ontology annotation, biological process: ubiquitin-dependent protein catabolic process; random inactivation of X chromosome; protein ubiquitination. The record is from RefSeq and is a predicted model, not a curated record. Gene Ontology annotation, molecular function: ubiquitin protein ligase activity.
CGUUUCCUGUCGCUGCUUGGUAACAAUGGGGAAGAUAAUGGCUGCCUGAGCAACGUCUCCGAGCAGGCGCUGGGCUAGAGGCGGGUCUCAACCAGCGACUCAUCGGAGGCGGGCUUGAGAGCGGCAGUAGGGGAGGCGCGCAGGAGCCCCGGCGGCGGCGGCGGCGGCGGCAGCGGCCGGACCGACCGAGUCGGAUCCCGACACUAAAACCGAAGCAGAGAGUGAAGAAAACUAAAAUCCAGUUUAUUGUAUUACAAUACUAUGUCAUAACAGUCAGAUAAUUUUCCACUUGUUCAUCAAGAUGGAAAGCUCAGAUUCUAACGAUAAAGGAAGCGGUGAUCAGUCUGCAGCACAGCGCAGAAGUCAGAUGGACCGAUUGGAUCGGGAAGAAGCUUUCUAUCAAUUUGUAAAUAACCUCAGUGAAGAAGAUUAUAGGCUUAUGAGGGAUAACAAUUUGCUAGGCACCCCAGGUGAAAGUACUGAGGAAGAGUUGCUGAGAAGACUACAACAAAUUAAAGAGGGCCCACCACCACAAAACUCAGAUGAAAAUAGAGGUGGAGACUCUUCAGAUGAUGUAUCUAAUGGUGACUCUAUAAUAGACUGGCUUAACUCCGUCAGACAAACUGGAAAUACGACAAGAAGUGGGCAAAGAGGUAACCAAUCUUGGAGAGCAGUGAGCCGGACUAAUCCAAACAGCGGUGAUUUCAGAUUCAGUUUAGAGAUCAAUGUUAACCGUAAUAAUGGGAGCCAAAAUCCAGAGAAUGAAAAUGAGCUAUCUGCAAGACGUUCUAGUGGAGAAAGUAUGGACAACAACAGCCAAAGGCAAGUGGAAAAUCCACGAUCUGAAUCAACAUCUGCAAGGCCACCCAGAUCAGAACGAAAUUCAACUGAAUCAUUAACAGGAGAAGCCCCACCAACCAGAGGUCAGAGAAGGGCAAGAAGUAGGAGCCCAGACCAUCGGAGAACCCGAGCAAGAGCUGAAAGAAGUAGAUCACCUCUGCAUCCAAUGAGUGAAAUUCCACGAAGAUCUCAUCAUAGUAUCUCAUCUCAGACUUUUGAGCAUCCUUUGGUAAAUGAGACUGAGGGAAGUUCUAGAACCCGGCACCACGUGACAUUGAGACAGCAAAUAAGUGGACCUGACUUGCUAAGUAGAGGUCUCUUUGCAGCUUCUGGAACCAGAAAUGCCUCACAAGGAGCAGGGUCUUCAGAUACAACUGGCAGUGGUGAAUCUACAGGAUCAGGCCAGAGACCUCCAACCAUAGUCCUUGAUCUUCAAGUAAGAAGAGUUCGUCCUGGAGAAUAUCGGCAGAGAGAUAGCAUAGCUAGCAGAACUCGUUCAAGGUCUCAGACGCCAAACAACACUGUCACUUAUGAAAGUGAACGAGGAGGUUUUAGGCGUACGUUUUCACGUUCUGAGCGAGCAGGUGUGAGAACCUAUGUCAGUACCAUCAGAAUUCCGAUUCGUAGAAUCUUAAAUACUGGUUUAAGUGAGACUACAUCUGUUGCAAUUCAGACCAUGUUAAGGCAGAUAAUGACAGGUUUUGGUGAGUUAAGCUACUUUAUGUACAGUGAUAGUGAUUCAGAGCCUAGUGGCUCAGUCUCGAGUCGAAAUAUGGAAAGGUCAGAGUCACGGAAUGGAAGAGGGGGUUCUGGUGGUAGUAGCAGUUCUGGUUCGAGUUCCAGUUCAAGUUCCAGUUCUAGUUCCAGUUCUAGUUCCAGUUCCAGUCCUAGUUCCAGUUCCAGUGGUGAAAGUUCAGAGACUAGCUCAGAGGUAUUUGAAGGCAGUAAUGAAGGAAGCUCAUCAUCAGGCUCAUCAGGUGCCAGGCGAGAGGGUCGACACAGGGCCCCAGUAACAUUUGAUGAAAGUGGCUCUUUGCCCUUCCUUAGUCUGGCUCAGUUUUUCCUCUUAAAUGAGGAUGAUGAUGACCAACCUAGAGGACUCACCAAAGAACAGAUUGACAACUUGGCAAUGAGAAGUUUUGGUGAAAACGAUGCAUUAAAAACCUGUAGUGUUUGCAUUACAGAAUACACAGAAGGCAACAAACUUCGUAAACUACCUUGUUCCCAUGAGUACCAUGUCCACUGCAUCGAUCGCUGGUUAUCUGAGAAUUCUACUUGUCCUAUAUGUCGCAGAGCAGUCUUAGCUUCUGGUAACAGAGAAAGCGUUGUGUGAUUAAGGUCUGAACUCUCAGCUAUGUAGCUGGUAUAGUGAUGGGCAAACAGGAAUCACUUGCUUUAUGUCCACUUUUUGAGUGGUGCUUAAAUGUAAAGUAGCAACCUGAAUUGAGUCAUUGCUUUCUGAAUGAAUCAUUGUCCUUUCUCUAAUUUCUGUUCCAGAAUAAAAGGAAAUAUUUAAAAAGCAACAUUUUAGGACAUAAAAAUCUGAUUUCAGUAUCAGUAAUUGUUAUUACUGAUGAUUUAUCAUAUAUAGUUGUCAGUUUCUCCUUUGUUAUCUUAAAAGAUCUGCCUUAGCAAUGGCUCUUAUCUGUUUCAUGUUGAUCUUUAAAGUUUCCUAUGCCAUAGGAAAGAGGGGUGAAGGAAAUUCCCAGUUUAGACUAAGUUACAGUACAUGUUUCCUAAGUGAUUGCUUAAAGCUAUACUGUUCCCAGUUAUUAGUUGGCACAAAUUCACCUACAUUCUGAAUAUCAUUUGUUCACGUUUCAGACAAGGUGAUAUUGGACAUGUCAGUGUAAAUAACACUAAGGUUAGGAUCUUCUAAGUGUAUAACUGUCUCCUAAGCCCAUCACUGUGGCACACUUGUAGAGUGAGCUUAUAGUUUAAUUGAGAUAUUUAUCUUGUGGAAAUAUUAAAAAAAAAGCCUAUGCUUGUGUAAGUGAAAAAAAAUCACAUUCAUUUGUUUAAAAAUGUAAAGCUAUUUUGUAGAGGCUCAGUACUUUUCCAAUGCACUGUUGUAUUAAUGCAUUAAAAAUUGUAAAGUACCAUGCUUAGAAAUGAAAAAACUGCUUUUUGUGAGCCAACAUAGUAAAAAAAACACACCAAACGAAGUACAAAGCUGCUUUUGUAAGUGUGUAGAUGUAAGAGCAGAACAUAUCUAUGAUAUUUAAUGUAUGUGAACAGCUACUGUGACAUGCAAAGGAAAGGACAGAGUGCAGAAUUUAACUGCAUUGAAGAUCAGUGGAAAUUGUUUAUUUUAACUUGGAUUUAGGCAGGAAAUGAAAAACAGGAGGAGUAAAGAAAACUGCUUGGAAGAACUUAAACUUUUCAUGAAGACAGUAGUCAUACAGAUGUGAGUGAACUGGUUUCAUAUGGUGAGAUCCCGGACACAGUAUUCUACUUGAGCAGAUGAUGCAAAUUUGGCAGAGCUUUGGUUUAAGGAAAGCAAACCACUACCCCUUAGCACAAGUUACACUGAUGUCUUUUACAAGUCUGCUCCUCAAAAAAAAAACCCAAAAAGCAAAAGAUGGAGCAAAGAGACUAUAAACCACUUUUAGCAUAGGAAUUGAAGUUGGUGCAGAUGUGUGUACUAAUAGGAAAGUCUCAAAUUUGCAUUGUUUUCGAGAUUUGUCAUUCAAGGUACCAGUGCCCACUUAUUUAAUGUUUUGUUACUAUCUCUCUAACACAGACCUAACAUCUCACAUUUAAAGACAAGGUGAAGAAUUAAGGGAUUUUUAUUCUUUGUGGAAAGUGAGUCGUGUUGGGUUAUUUGAAGUUGAAAUUUUAAAUGUGCUGCCCAUAUUUGAAGAUGAGAAUGCUGACUCACAAAUCUAUGGGAUAUGCACUUUAUGUUGUUUCCUUAGUAAGCUUUGUGAAGAACCCCAGUUCUCUUGCCAACUUUCUCUUGAGGCUCGUUGGGGUUAGGAUUAGUCUGACUGUGGAGGACUGUCUUUUGUUUUUCUGGGAAAAGCUAAUGGGCCCAAAGAGGGAUUGAACACAUCCUUGGCCUUUAACAAAGUGAGCUAAUUACCCAGGCCUAGUCAGAUACUCUACAAAAUAAACAAGUCUGCUUUAGAAAUUAUCUGGCCACCUUAACUGUUAUCAACUCAGCUGUAAAGAUUACUUCAAAGCUCAUUCUUUCAUAUUUUCCUCUGGCUUUCAAUCCUACCUAAGUAUCAAGGAAGUUAACUUGUAAAUAUGGUAGUUGUUUACUAAGGAUAUGUACUGCUCUUGCAAGGAAAUAAUGUCCAAACAAAGCUUCACUUAUUUUUUUUUAAAUAUAAGCAGAUUUCACUGUUUACGGCGCUUAUGUAAUACAUUUUAUCUUUAAAAAAAAUUGUCCAUGUAAAAGUCAGGAUUCCUUUAUAUUUUGUGAGCCAUGUCUCCUUUCCUAAGGGUGUAUUCUUUGGUUUUCAGAUCUGCAGGGUAGUCCUGAUUGGCUAAAAAGAAACCCAGUUUCCUCUUGGUAUAAAAUGUCCCAUUCUUAUAUAGGGGUGUUCAUUUUAAAUAGUUUAAAAACAACUGCAUCACAUUCUAAGCAUAAAAGAAAGUUAUUAACAGGUUCCUUCCUAACCUCCCAAGAUGUAUUUUACUCAUUUGUGAAGUAUUAAAGAGGUAACUCAUGCAGAAUGCUGGUUAUGAAUGUAGAUAUUGAAGCUAUUCAUAAACACUGGAAAUAGAAUUUUAAGUUUUUAGCCUUCAGUAGGAUGCACAUAUUGGACAUGUGCAUGUGGAAACCUUUUUCAGUAGCACUCAUUAAUUUCCAUUGGAUUAUGUAGAAUGGAUGCAAAUAUUUUAGUGGAAUUUACUACUUGAUUUUUUUUUUUUUUGCAAGGUCCAUGACCAAUAUGUACUUACUAGUAUGGACAUUGAAGACAAGGUCAUUUGUAGGUGUCAGAUGUACAUUGGAGAACAAAAAAUCUUUUUUCCCACCGGCAUCCAAACACCUGUUCUCUUGAGGAAGCAUUUUCUUGCAAAAGACUUUACAUUUCAUUUUGUAUUUUUGCACUUUUUCUUUAUUACAGAAAGGUUCUGUCUUGAGGACCUAGUUUGAACUUCAUGCAAUAAUAGGAACAAGAAAAACAAUGUUGGGAUUACAUUGUUCAAGGCAUAGGGAAAAGUAUUAAAAAUGGAACUUCCUUGAAUAUUUCAGAUUAUUUUUUUAAAUUCACUUACUAAAAAAAAAAUUCAUUUACUAGUCUGAAACGUUUGAGGUGUUAUGUUUAACUCCAAGCAGUUGACAUGAUUGAGAUUUAUUAGUACUAAAAACAAAAUUGAACAAGUUAGCUUUAAAGUUUGCAGACUUUAUCGGUAGCAACACUAGAAGAUGAGCCAUAUUCUUAAUUUGGAAUAUUUGCUCUAAAAAGAACACAUUAGUUAUACCUCAGUGGUGUUGAUGGAGGUGGGGAUUGAGAAAAGUGUUCACAUUAGUGUUGGAGUAUAGGUAAUCAGUUGUACAGUUAACAACGACAAAAAAACGCUUAGCACCAGGAUUUUAUAUAUAUAUGUAUGUGUGUGUGUGUAUAUAUAUAUAUAUAUAUAUAUAUAUAUAUAUAUGUAUAAAAUCUCUAAAAACAUGAUUGUUGGAGUUCAUCCAAACUUUAAGAUUAGGAAACUAUUAGCUAUAAGUGUUACCUCAAGUAAUUUUUUUUCCCUGGGAAAACAUGUUCAUUCCGUGCCAAGUAUUCUCUCCUAGUGUCCGUGUCUCAAAUUAUAUUUAUGAAGGGUUAUCACUUAAUAUACUUUGUAUUUAAUCACCUGUUUCCCAGAUGUCCACGACAUAAAAUGGGUCAAGCAUCAG